UUGCAGACUAUGUUUUAAUCUCACUAGCGUGUUGUAACAGCGGUGUUGGGAUUUGUGAGAAAAAAAUUCUGCAGGAAUUCAUGGCUACUGUCGACUGCGUAGUAAAAAAGGAUCAUGAAUUGGCGGUAGUUUGCGGGGAGAGUGAUGAUUCUGUGAACGAGAAGGCAGACCCAUGGGAGCUGCCGGAAUUUACUAGUACAACGAUUUCAUGGGGAGCGUUAUCCACUCGGGGAAAGGUGAAGCGUGCCACGAUCGGAUUUGUGAAAUUCGUUCUUCUAACUGGUAUGAUAUAUUUGUUCAUUUGCUCGCUGACAUUCCUCAGCUCAGCGUUCCGUUUGCUCGGUGGCAAAACUGCGGGCGAGGUAUUCUCGUCAGAUAGCUUGCUCGUUAAUCCAUUGGCCGCCUUGGUUAUUGGCAUCCUUGUGACUGUUGUAUUCCAGAGCUCGUCAACAACUACCUCGAUUGUUGUGGCUAUGGUCUCCUCUGGAAUUAUGCAAGUGGACCAUGCGAUACCAAUUAUCAUGGGCGCAAACAUUGGCACUUCAGUGACAAAUAUUCUUGUGUCGCUUGGCCAUGCUGGUGAGAGGAACCAGUUCCGGCGUGCUUUUGCCGGUGCCACGGUACAUGAUGUAUUCAACUGGCUUUGUGUCCUGAUACUGCUACCGUGCGAAAUUGCAUUUGGCUAUUUGUAUCGUUUGACCAAAGCAAUAAUCGAUGCGUCGGGGGCGAAAGGGGGCGAUCAGGAAACAAAGGUUGAAUUCCUGAAGAAGAUCACAAAACCAUUCACCAACUUGGUAAUUCAGAUUGACCAAAAGGUUCUUGAAGAACUAGCAAAAGGAGAAUUGGAUUCAGAUAAAAGUCUCAUAAAGAGUUGCAAGGAUAAGGUGUAUUUUAAUGCAACAACAAACGAAACUGUGACAGUUCACGUGAAAUCAUGUUCAUUUAUUUUUCACGACACUGGGUUGUCCGAUACUAUCGUAGGCGUCAUCUUACUGUGCGGGUCCUUAUUUAUACUGUGCGUCUGUUUGUUGGGCAUUGUGAAAAUUUUACAUUCAAUGUUGAGAGGACACUUGGCGGUCGUUGUCAAGAAGACAAUCAACGCCGACUUCCCAGGGCACUUCAAGCACCUCACUGGUUAUUUUGCAAUCCUUGUUGGCGCCGGGAUGACAGUUUUAGUACAAUCUAGCUCUGUAUUUACAUCAACUUUGACGCCAUUAGUUGGCGUAGGCAUUGUUACAAUUGAAAGGAUAUACCCGCUAACGCUGGGUGCGAAUAUUGGAACGACGGGGACAGCCAUCCUUGCCGCUUUAGCUGCAACUUCGAACUUCGAUGCGGCUAUUCAGAUAGCCCUGUGUCACUUAUUCUUCAAUGUGACAGGAAUUUUGAUCUUCUACCCAAUUCCGUUUAUGCGAAACAUUCCGAUAAAGUUCGCCAAGAAACUUGGUGAAAUCACGUCCGAGUACCGUUGGUUUGCAGUCCUGUAUUUGUUGUUUUGCUUUUUCCUAUUUCCAGCAGCGAUAUUCGGAUUAUCGGUUGCUGGAUGGGAAAUCAUGCUCGGGGUUCUGUUACCUAUCGUGAUGUUGGCUAUAUUUAUAAUUGUUGUUAACAUCCUGCAGAGAAAAUCGCCGAAUAUCCUGCCAAAGAUGCUACGGUCAUGGACGUGGGCCCCAACCUGUUUUCGUUCACUAAAACCGUACGAUAGUAAGGUCGCAAAGUUCGUGGAAUUUUGGAAGAGGUGCUGCCCAGGUUCACAUUCGAGGAGGAACAGCAAUGCUGAUGACGUUUGUGAAGAGACAUAUAUUACGCAAGUUUAAACUUGUUUCUAGAUUUAAUGUUUAUUUCAAUAAGUUAUUACUUAAGAAUACUUCAUAAUGUUGAAAGCUUGCUUUGCAUCUUUCCGAUAGAAUAAUGCCCAUCUCACCUAAAAACCAACAGCAAUUGCCGAUGGCCAUGCGUAUCGCGGUCGCCAUAGUUUGAUUGGCAUGUGUCUGGAACACAUGUUCAAUAAAUUUCAAUUUGAAAUAAAACGCAAAUAUUUAGAAAUGUCUCAUACACUAGCUCGCAGAAUAAAACAUAUUUGGCAUCAACCGUAGCCGUAGGUAUUAAAAGAUUGUUUUUUUUAAAAGAUUCUAAAAAUUAGGUAUUUUUUUUUACAAUAUUGGCUAUUGUCACGUUGUAAAUUUUACAAUAUGAGCGGCCGUAUUGCGAACGAUUUGCCAUUUCGAUUCACACUGUGAAGAAAUUUCAAAAAUAAACAAGUCCAAUCAUAGGUAGCCCAGAAAUCUGUUUGUGCUCAGCCUUCGACUACAUUGUUUACGCGCGCGGUCAGCUUUUACUGUCUGUACUAAUUACUGUGUUAUAUAUUGAUAAUAUAAUAUCAAUAUAUAAUACAG
This is a messenger RNA of Dendronephthya gigantea, 2393 nucleotides long. Its product is annotated as sodium-dependent phosphate transport protein 2B-like. Gene Ontology annotation, cellular component: membrane. NCBI's taxonomy places the organism in Eukaryota, Metazoa, Cnidaria, Anthozoa, Malacalcyonacea, Nephtheidae. Bases 81 to 1814 code for a protein of 577 amino acids. The record is from RefSeq and is a predicted model, not a curated record. Gene Ontology annotation, molecular function: sodium:phosphate symporter activity. Gene Ontology annotation, biological process: sodium-dependent phosphate transport. The transcript has 4 exons.